Molecule: messenger RNA, 2873 nt
Organism: Parnassius mnemosyne (clouded apollo)
Lineage: Eukaryota; Metazoa; Arthropoda; Insecta; Lepidoptera; Papilionidae
Source: the annotation of a GenBank genome assembly
GUCCCCCCACUAGAUGUAGUGACGACCUGAUAAGACAUGUAGGAAGUCAAUGGAUGCAGGUAGCUCGGGACUGUGUUUUGUGGCAUUCCUUGCAGGGGGCCUAUGUUCAGCAGUGGACUUGUGAAGGGCUUUAAUGAUGAUGAAUGUUGAAUGUUGAACAUUCAUAUUGUUUGAUAAAAAUUGUAAUUUUUAGAAGUAGAAGAGGAUCAAAAGAAGAACAAUGUUCAUGUACCUCCUAAUCAACUUUCAUCUGAUACUGACAAUCAAGAUGACAGUCAAGAUAGCAGUGAAAGCAUUAAGCCCAAUGCUAUUUAUGAAAUUGUUCAAGCUGUGCGGAAGGAAACACAAUUGAGUCAUGAAAUGUCGAAAGUUGCUGUGGAGACAGUCUUAAUUUCUUUAAGGGAAUUUCUCCCUGGUGGUGCUGCACGAUCUAUUAUUGACGCACUCCUCCGAGAAGCUAAUAGUAACAUAACUUGUCCCAAAAAUGCUAUCGAUGCGGCGCCUGACGCUUUACGCAUAAUGACAGCUUUAAAUUCCUUAUCAAAAGCAGCAAACGACGCCCAACAGAGAGGGUGGGCGUUGCAUGAUGACGCUCAUGACAUUCAGACACAAUUGCUUGAACUCAUCUCCGUUAUGGUAUGCUUUGGUUAUUUUUGUGUUUUCUAUGGCAGUUUUGAAUCUUUCUCAACCUUUAAUUUACAGACUUCAAUGAGAUUCAAAUAAGAAUAGCAACGUCAAUGACCUCAAAUGACCGCGAUCUGUUAACUGUCAUUUGAAAAGUACGGCUUGCAAAGAAAAUUCAUUUGUGUAUUAAUAACGUAUUUUUUUCGCUUUAUUUAAGUAUUAACAAAUCUAUAGAACUCAUAAUUAUUUUUAAAUACCUACAUAAAUCCAUUCUCUAUAUUUAUAAGGGAAAGCAACAGUGAUGGUAAUGAUGACUACCCAGAUAGUGAUGCAGAGAUGAGCGAAAUUGAAAUGCUAAAUUCAGAUUAAAACGAUAAUGUGUUUCGUUGAUGGUUCUUCUAUACAAAUAAAUAAAAUUGAAGUGUCUGUUUGUCUGUCAAAAUAACAGCUUUUUACUAAAUCCAUAUGAAAGUAUAUACGGUACUUAUAACAAAAACACAAUUUUUAAAAUUUUUGUCUGUCUGUCUGUUUGCUCCGGCUAAUCUCCAUAACGGCUGGACCAAUUUCGACAGGGCUUUCACUGACUGAUAGCUGAUGUUAUAAAGAGUUACUUAGGCUACCGUAAAAUGGGGUGAAUAGAAAUCGCGGAGUGAAUAGACACAAGUCUGGUUAUUUGAUAAAGUUGUCCUUAGGUUUGUCUACAGCUCGGGAACGUCUGUUUAUUUCUACUGUUUAUUAUAAGGCAGCAUUUUUCCUUUAUUCUGGCAACGUUUAAAUUUUUGUCAAUUUUGAUGACAGUAAAGAAAAAGGCGGUUAAUAUAAACGUGUGAGUACAAGUGAUUUAAUGCUGUGUAAAACUUAUUUAAACAUUAAGUUCUUCAGUGUUUUCUUUUUGCGAUUUGUUUAUUUAGAGAGUUAAGUUUCUCAUUUAUUUAUUAACACAAAGGUGAGUAUCGAUACUCAACGAUCUUAUUCUUUUAAAUGGUAAAAUCAGGAUACUGGUAUUUUUUAGCGAAUUCGAGGUGAAUAGAUACGACUGAUGGGUGAAUAAAAACGCCUUUGGGGUUAAUAAGAACGAAGAAAGGGGUGAAUAGAUACGAAUUAGGGGUUAUUAGAUACGUAAGAGGUUAAUAGAAACAUGAUUUAUAGGGUUGUCAAAACUAUUUAAACCAUUUAUUUAAUACUUAAAUAAAUUAAGAAGCUAAUUGAAACUAUAACAAACGCUUAAACUAUCAUUUCUAUUAUAAAUGUUAAAUUUGGAAAUUUGUUAUACAUUUAAAUCUCAAAUGCUUGAGGUUUUACCAUUAUAGCAAAUAGAAGUUCCUGCAGCAAAUACAUUCAGUUUGCUCAUAUGAAUUAGUUCUAUCUAGUAGGUAAAUAUAUAAUUCGUUAUAUUUGUUAGUUGGUUAAUAAAACAUAAUAUAUUUUAACAGGUACACAAUAUCGCGCUAAAUACACUAUGCCGCGUGUAUAUAAGCCAAAUCCUUGUGGCAAGAGAUAUAAAAAAUAUCCCAAAGAACUCCUUGAGCAGGCUCUUCGAGAUUAUUGUAACGGUAGUGGUUCCUUGAGUGAAAUUGCUCAAAAGUUUGGAAUAAACAAAUCUGUUCUCUACAGGCAUAGCAUUAAAAAUAUGAAGACACAAGGUGGCCAGACAUUUCUAUCUAAAGAGACCGAAUUAGCAUUUAUAAAGUACAUUAACUUAUGUGCUGGAUGGGGGUAUCCUCUCGAAACUUACGAUUUGAGAUUGAACUGCGGUCUCUUCAGGCAUUAUAAAGAGUACUUUGCACAAUUAAGGAUAUCAUUAAAUGAUAUUCCGAUUGAUAACAUUGUAAACUACGAUGAGACAAAUUUGGCAGAUGAUCCUGACCGAAAACAGAUAAUUACUAAAAGAGGAACGAAAUACCCAGAGAGGGUAAUGAACCACACUAAAGCAGCUGUAUCAAUUAUGAAGGCCUGUACGGCUGCAGAAGAAGGCCGUUUCCCUUUGUCGCCUUUUACGACACCCACGGGAAGAUAUGGGUUAGUGGAUAUUCUUGACCGCCACUACACGGCUAAUACUAUGGAUAUAGUUGAACCUAAAAGUAAAAAAGCUUAAUGUUCAGGCAGGAAGGAGUGUAUUAGGAUCAAGUGAAGAAUACUAUAUUGAGACUGAGCCAGAAAAUUAGAUUGUAUCUAUUUCACAUCAAAUAGAUUAAAAUAAAAAGCAAAAAGAAAAAGUAAGUGCCGACAAAGUCACUAAAGGAAAGGGC